CGGUUAUUGACUCAACAUGCUUUCUUGAAAUUUCAUUGCUCUACUUUGGCUCAAAUCUAUCAAUACAGGUCUUUCAAGAACUCAGACUCAGGUGUCAGACAAGAUGUUCUUUGUGAAGGGGGUCAAAACAGCACGAGUCACGCAACAAAGGGUAAUUUAUAAGACAUUGUGGGGAAAUGAGCUUAAGGACAAAAAAAGGACAGAAACGGCGCUGAAGGCCGGGGAGGACAGAGCCAUUCUGUUGGGUUUGGGAAUGGUGUUCAGCUCAGUCAUGAUGUACUUUGUGAUCUGUAUCACCAUGGUGCGUGCUUAUGCAGAAAGACUCAUGCAUUUGUUUUCCCAGUGUUUUUAUGUGCCAAAAUGCCAGAAGGACCACACCGCCCUGCAUGUUAUGAUCCAGAAUAUUUCAGAGCAUCUGAGGAUGCACCAGCAGGUGACAUGUUACCACGACUCCAGCGAGCAUCAGGGCAGCAUCCUUCUGAACCGUCUGUAUGGCAGCAGCACAGUCUUCCACUCUCUCUUCUGGCCCUCCUGCAUGUUAUCUGGAGGAACCCUCAUCAUACUCAUGGUCAAGCUCACUCAAUACCUUUCCAUACUGUGUGAACAAAUUGGCAAAACUCCAAAGUGAAAGAGGCUCAGUGAUUGACAGACUUAGUGAAGUGAACGGAGGAGCUUUCAUUUCUCCUUCAAAUGGUUUUCGGCUUCCUGUUGUUCAAGGAUUGACUGGAAAUUGAUAUGUUAUUCUUCCAUGACUAAGCUAUAUUGUAAGCACAACUCAUAUCUCAUAAGUGCUGCUCUAUUCCAGAUGGAGUUAGUGCUGUUCGGAGAAGGGUAUUAUGAUAUAAUAUAAUAUAAUAUAAU
This is a messenger RNA of Sinocyclocheilus rhinocerous, 861 nucleotides long. Its product is annotated as calcium-activated potassium channel subunit beta-2-like. Gene Ontology annotation, molecular function: calcium-activated potassium channel activity; potassium channel regulator activity. Lineage: Eukaryota; Metazoa; Chordata; Actinopteri; Cypriniformes; Cyprinidae. The transcript has 4 exons. Gene Ontology annotation, cellular component: membrane; voltage-gated potassium channel complex. Gene Ontology annotation, biological process: detection of calcium ion; potassium ion transport. The record is from RefSeq and is a predicted model, not a curated record. Bases 104 to 628 code for a protein of 174 amino acids.